GCCCCGCCCACCCGCCUGCCAAUCAAAGCCUCGCUCUGACCGUCCGGUUGCGAGAGUCGAGUGCGCGCGCGUGGGGACGUGAUCUCCACUGGAAACCCUGCUGGACUUUAAAAAAAAACGGGAAGAAAAAGAAAGUUCUCGACAUCUUCCUGUUGUAAACUUUCACGCGCCUUCACUCCGUGUCCCAUGCACCACGGAAUCCCAUUUGGACAUUUCUGCGUCUUUGGACACCGUAAGACUUCCUGCGUCUCGGUGCGUCGUGGACGAGACCAUGGCGCGUUGUUCAGCUCGCGCGACAGCUCCACACGCGUGCAUGGGCGCGCCCACGCUGGUUUUCCGUGCGCGUGGACGUGGGGCAGCUCUGUGAGUGGGACAGCUCAGAAGGUCCAGAGAUGGACAUUGCUUCUCCACGCUGGAGGUGCAUGAUGAACUGAUUGAAAAAAUCUGAUCAAGGAUGGAAAUGUGGGUGCUAAAGGUCCUGUCUGUCUUGUCUUUCGUGGUUGUGAAGACGUCAGCUGAUAUCACCUGUGACGCUGUGCUAAUGCUGGCUUCUGGAAACCACACAUGUGUGUGUGUGUGUGUGUGUGUGUGUGUGUGUGUGUGUUAAAACAUCUGUUCCUACAGUCCAGGCUGACCUUUGUAGAGCACACGGUGUGAUGUGAAAUGUCGCACUAAAUGUUCUAUUAUAUUAGCGAUAGCUCUGAUAUCAGUAACGCUGACUAGCAUGGCUAACUCGCUAAACAACUCAUACUAGCUAGCGACGUAAUAAUGCAGUCAGGUUAAGGCCAUUCCAGCUGUAGCACGUGGAACAUCUGGAAUGAUCAGGCUGAUAGCGAACGUGGAAAGUUAAAAAAGCUAGCGAACAAAAAUAACUAGCCUAGCUAGCAAGUCUCCCAGCGUACAGAUCUGUAGCCGCGGUGUAAUGCUAGCUAGCCACAUUUAAAUCAGAAAGCAAGCUAACUGACAUAGCGGAUGGACUAAUGGCUAACUCGCUAGCUAGUUAAUAUUUAGCUAUAACGAGAUCGAGGUUCUCUGUCCAAAUGUGUGUUUGUCAUCAUUUUUUGUCCCCCAGUGAACCUUCCGGAAACUGCGAAUCACUCGGACACGAAUACCUCAGGUGUGUUUUGCAGGACGUCUAUCGACGGCAUCGGGACCUGCUGGCCACGUAGCGUAGCCGGGGACACGGUGUCACGUCCCUGUCCGGAGCUCCUCUACGGGGUCCGAUACAACACCACCAAUCAAAUCUUCCGGAAGUGUCUGGCCAACGGGACCUGGGCUUCCAAAAGUGACUACACCCAGUGCAAAGCUAUUCUCAGUGUGCAGGUAAUGUGAGGUCCACACACUGUGAAAGACCAAUCACUUUGAAAAAAAACAAGCGUUCGGGAAUGGCGCAACGGUGCACCUCUCAACCAUCUCAAGAACUGAAGUACCAGCUGAAGAACGUGAGGUUGGAGAAGGUUUUGUGGGCAUUCGGCCCCAACCGCACGUGCAGUGUGUGGUAGCUUAAUCCUUACUGUCCCUACAGUGAAGCAUGGUGGUGGCAGCGUGACGCUAGAAAAAGCAGGCUGCAUUAUCAAAUUGUGGUCAUCAUUAACUACCUGGGUCACUGCCUGUCUCUCUUCACCCUCUUCAUCGCCUUCAUCAUCUUCCUACGCCUCAGUGUGAGUUCUUGUGUGACGUGCUGGAAAAGAACUUCUGCAAGCGUCAGACUGCAGUUAGAUGCACAGAGGCUUCCAGAUGUGCUUCUUCAAAGGACGUCUUUGGAUGAGGAGCAUCCGCUGCCUGAGAAACAUCAUCCACUGGAACCUGAUCUCCGCCUUCAUCCUGCGAAACGCGACCUGGUUCAUCGUCCAGCUCACCAUGAGCCCCGUCGUGCACGAGAGCAACGUGCCCUGGUGCCGUCUAGUGACGACGGCAUAUAAUUACUUCCACAUGGCCAAUUUCUUCUGGAUGUUCGGCGAGGGCUGCUAUCUCCACACGGCCAUCGUGCUCACCUACUCCACCGACAAGCUCAAGAAAUGGAUGUUCAUCUGCAUCGGAUGGUGUGUUCCAUUCCCUAUUAUUUUGUCCUGGGCCAUUGGGAAGCUGUACUACGACAACGAGAAGUGUUGGUUCGGGAAGAGAGCCGGCAUAUACACGGACUACAUCUACCAGGGCCCCAUGAUUCUUGUACUUAUGAUCAAUUUUGUGUUCCUCUUCAACAUAGUACGGAUCCUCAUGACCAAACUCCGAGCCUCCACCACAUCGGAAACCAUCCAGUACAGGAAGGCGGUGAAGGCCACGCUGGUGUUACUGCCUCUGCUCGGGAUCACAUACAUGCUGUUCUUCGUGAACCCGGGAGAGGACGAGAUCUCGCAGGUCGUCUUCAUCUACUUCAAUUCCUUCCUUCAGUCCUUUCAGGGCUUCUUCGUGUCCGUGUUCUACUGUUUUCUAAACAGCGAGGUACGCUCUGCGGUCCGGAAACGUUGGCACCGCUGGCAGGACCACCAUUCCGUCCGUGUCCGGGUCGCCAGGGCAAUGUCCAUUCCCACCUCGCCUUCGCGCCUCAGCUUCCACAGCAUCAAACAGUCCACCUCAGUCUGACAAUUUAAAAAGCAGAAAACGAACCUGGAGGGGGAAAAAAGGCAGACGCUCUGUGUGACAGCGUCUGGACAACUACGGAUGCUACAAACGAAUGCAGGACUUUACUCACGUGUUGGCAGCAUGUUUUUCCAAAGACUCAUAAGAAUCAUUUACUUCUAGUUGGACACUAGAUGGGUGACCAGCUAGCAUUGCUGACUGACUAGCUUCCAAAUUCAGCUAAUUGUUUCCACAGGUUAGCUGCAAGGGUUAGCUCGUCCUACAGCAGAAUUAGCGUCAUAGUUUCUGAAUGUAGACACGUUUCCUGACUUUUGCUAGCUUAGCGUGGAUGCCUGUGUCCGUUUCAUAUCCGCUAGCGUUUUAUUCUUCCUUCCUUUUGACAUUUGCUAGUUUUGUUUUAAAAAUCAAUUCGCAGCUAGCCGGCUAGCUAAUACAUGUCACAUGGGACGUUGUUGAACGACCGAUUAAAGAUUUCCCGUGUGAAA
Messenger RNA from Silurus meridionalis, 3065 nucleotides. Its product is annotated as corticotropin-releasing factor receptor 1. Gene Ontology annotation, cellular component: plasma membrane; neuron projection. The record is from RefSeq and is a predicted model, not a curated record. The coding region runs from base 1720 to 2583 and encodes 287 amino acids. Gene Ontology annotation, biological process: adenylate cyclase-activating G protein-coupled receptor signaling pathway; cell surface receptor signaling pathway. NCBI's taxonomy places the organism in Eukaryota, Metazoa, Chordata, Actinopteri, Siluriformes, Siluridae. Gene Ontology annotation, molecular function: corticotrophin-releasing factor receptor activity; G protein-coupled peptide receptor activity; corticotropin-releasing hormone receptor activity. The transcript has 14 exons.